AGGUUUUUUUCUCCCUGCAGCUCCGCGCGCGGAUGAAGCACCGGCCGCAGUCACGGACGCAGCAGCAUCCCGGGAAGAAGCUCCGCGCUGCCGCCGCCGCCGCCGUGGCUGCCUCCUCCUCCUCCUCCUCCGACACCAUGGGGGAAGAACCGCCUUCGCACCCGCGCGAACUGACGCAAAACCCUCUGAAGAAAAUUUGGAUGCCGUGUAAAAACGGCCUUCCCGAAAAGCACAUUUCUCAGAGAAAGGUCUGCAUGACCAACUGUCCUACCCUGAUUGUAACAGUGGGCCUUCCUGCCAGGGGAAAGACUUACAUUUCCAAGAAGCUGACCCGCUAUCUCAACUGGAUCGGUGUGCCCACCAAAGAGUUCAAUGUUGGCCAGUACAGGAGAGAGUGUGUGAAGACAUACAAAUCCUUUGAGUUCUUCAGCCCAGAUAACGAGGAGGGGUUAAAGAUAAGACGGCAGUGUGCAUCAGCAGCACUGAACGAUGUGCGACAGUACCUCACAGAAGAUGGGGGCCAAGUUGCGGUUUUUGAUGCAACAAACACCACCAGAGAAAGGCGAGACACCAUCAUCCAGUUUGCAGAGCAGAACGGCCUUAGGGUAUUCUUUGUGGAGUCGGUAUGUGAAGAUCCAGAUGUUAUACAGGGGAACAUAGUGCAAGUGAAGCUGGAUAGUCCCGACUACACAGACUGUAACACAGAGGAAGCAGUGGAAGACUUUAUGAAGAGAAUCAAGUGUUAUGAAAACUCCUACGAGACUCUGGAUGAAGUUCUGGAUAGGGAUCUCUCCUACCUUAAGAUCAUGGAUGUGGGUCAGCGCUACCUGGUAAACCGAGUGUUGGACCACAUCCAGAGCCGGAUCGUCUACUACCUCAUGAAUAUCCACAUCACACCACGCUCCAUAUACUUGUGCCGCCAUGGCGAGAGCGAACUGAACGUUAAGGGUUGCAUUGGAGGAGACUCUGGGCUUACGACCAGAGGAAAGGAGUUUGCCAAGUCACUGCGCCAUUUUAUCCAGACUCAGGGCAUCCCUGACCUGAAGGUUUGGACCAGUCAGAUGAAGAGAACCAUCCAAACGGCCGAGGCCCUCAGUGUUCCAUACGAACAGUGGAAAGUGCUGAAUGAGAUUGAUGCAGGUGUAUGUGAGGAGUUGACAUAUGAGGAGAUCCAGGAACACUAUCCUUUGGAGUUUGCGCUGAGGGACCAGGACAAAUACCGCUAUCGAUACCCCAAGGGAGAGUCAUACGAAGAUUUGGUGCAGCGGUUGGAGCCGGUCAUCAUGGAGCUGGAGAGGCAGGAGAACGUGUUGGUCAUCUGUCACCAGGCUGUAAUGCGCUGCCUGCUGGCCUAUUUCUUGGACAAAACUGCUGAGGAGCUGCCGUACCUGAACUGCCCACUGCACACUGUGCUGAAGCUAACACCGGUGGCCUAUGGCUGUAAGGUGGAGUGCAUCUACCUCAAUGUGGAAGCAGUCGAUACACACCGGAAAAAACCAGCGAACAUUGAUAUCCAUCGUUCCAAUGAAGAUGCAUUGCAGACCGUCCCUCCUCACUUCUGACAGGCCCCCACCACCACCACUCCAAGGCUGCUGGCUCCCCUCAGAUGAGACAGACUCUUGUGUUUUGUCUUUUCCAUUGCCUUUAAGAUCUGCACGGUCCGCUCUCACUGGUGACUGUCUGGAUGAUGAUCAGGUGUCCCCCCCCCCACCUUUCCAACUUGUAUCACAGGGUGUUUUUUUUAUGUUUGUGUGUGUGUGUGUGUUUUUAAGGGAUUUGGAAAGCUCACACUGAACCUUUAAUGAUGUUGGACAUCUGUAUUUAUAUAUGAAAGCUGUGACACUCAGUGUAUGAAGUCAGCUUUAUUUAUGAGGCACACUCCAGUUGGAAAUGCAAGGAUUUUACGCAGUUUGCAUUUUUGUGUAUCUGGAUGUUUCGGUGUCCAUAUCGUGUAGCCAAAUUGACUCUGAAGUGUUAACUGUAUGAUUCUCCCUCCAGUUAUGCUGUUUUUCUUUGAUAUGCUAAUAGUCAUUGUUUUGUGUGAAUGAGCCUUUUUAUGAUAAUGUGCAAUUUGAGGUUUUUAAAACCUAUUUAGAUUAUAAUGCUAUGAACAGUACAUAUUGUAACUGUUUAGCAACUUCAAUUUUAUAGUUAUGGGUACUGUAGAUGGUGUCUUUGGUUGUGUCCAGCAAAUGGAUCUUACCACAUGAGAAUUCAAAGUGUAGGCUCUUUGGAGUCACUCAUUGAAAUUGAAACAUAUUUUUCAUACUGUUUUCCUUUAUGUUCAAUGCAAACAAAUAAGAGGGCAUUUGACAUGCAAUAUUAGGUCCUUGGUGUUAAUAUGGGUCAUGACUUUACCAAAAUAUAUAAUAAAAAAUGUUACUUUUAUGCAC
Thalassophryne amazonica is the source of this 2393-nucleotide messenger RNA. RefSeq names its product 6-phosphofructo-2-kinase/fructose-2,6-bisphosphatase 4-like. Gene Ontology annotation, biological process: fructose 2,6-bisphosphate metabolic process; fructose metabolic process. The record is from RefSeq and is a predicted model, not a curated record. Lineage: Eukaryota; Metazoa; Chordata; Actinopteri; Batrachoidiformes; Batrachoididae. Gene Ontology annotation, molecular function: 6-phosphofructo-2-kinase activity; fructose-2,6-bisphosphate 2-phosphatase activity; ATP binding. Gene Ontology annotation, cellular component: cytosol.